Molecule: messenger RNA, 3256 nt
Organism: Daphnia pulicaria
Lineage: Eukaryota; Metazoa; Arthropoda; Branchiopoda; Diplostraca; Daphniidae
Product: monocarboxylate transporter 14-like
Exons: 10
Coding region: 337-2406 (689 amino acids)
Biological process (GO): monocarboxylic acid transport; transmembrane transport
Molecular function (GO): monocarboxylic acid transmembrane transporter activity
Source: RefSeq, a predicted model, not a curated record
UGUUUCGGUCGCUCUGAAAACUCGGCUCUGCAGCUCUGUACACGCUACUACCUCCAUCCCUCUUCAACCCCCCGGGCCAACGUUUUCGUUGAAAUUCGUUUUUUUCUUUUGUUUUUCCUUCCUCCUACGUGAAAAAUAAAAUAUUUAGUUAAACUCGUACAGCCUUUUGGUGUUGUAUCUGUGGUACCGAUAGUUAUUGUGUGUCCAGUGAAUUUCCCAGUGAAACAAUUUUAUCUUUCAAAUUAAGGAAGGUGAUCCCUCACAAUAACUAUCGUUAUCGAAAAAAACACACACAGACUUUAAACUUUUGAAUUUAAAAAAAAGAGAUAGGAAAUCAUGGCUAGUAAAGAUACGAGACAGACCGGCGAGAGUAAACAAGAUGCCAAAAGAGCAGAUCCAGAAGCAACCAGCCCGGAAUGCGAUGGAGAAGACAUCUGUGAGAUACACGAUAUUCCGAUUCCGCCGGACGGUGGAUGGGGAUGGGUGAUUGUCAUGUCUUCCUUCCUCUGCAAUCUCAUCGUCGACGGAAUUGCCUACACUUUCGGCGUCUUCCUCCCGAAAUUCGUCAUCUACUUCAACGAAGGCAAAGGAACUGUGGCCUGGGUCGGCUCGCUCCUGGCCGGCGUCUACCUGAGCUGCGGGCCCAUCGUCGGGGCCCUCACCAACAAAUUCGGCUGCCGGACAACUUGUAUUAUGGGCAGCGUCAUCGGCAUGGCCGCUUUCGCCCUGUCUACCUUGUCCAAUUCGGUGGCCAUGCUCAUGGUCACCUACGGCAUCGUCGGCGGAAUCGGAUUCGGACUCAUCUACCUGCCGGCCAUCGUCUCCGUCGGCUAUUACUUUGAAAAGAAACGAGCCCUGGCCACGGGCAUCGCCGUCUGUGGAUCUGGUUUCGGUACCUUCGUCUUCGCACCGCUGGCGGCCAUGCUGCUGGAACACUACGACUGGAAAGGAGCAAAUCUCAUCCUGGCCGGCAUCAUCUUCAACUGCGCCGUUUUCGGUUCCUUGAUGAGGCCCCUCGAGGCGCCUAAGAAAAAGUGCAAACCUUUACUGCAGCGGAUGGCGGAGGAUAAAGCCGCCCAGCUGGAGCGCGGCUCUCUCAUGGGCUCCCAAUAUUUCACAGUCCAGUUGCCAGACGGUUCCUACGAAAAGAGGCUCAAAGUGCCUGUCAACGUCGAUCCCGGAGUGCACUCGAGUUUCGAUCUGGAUGAGCUGUCAGGAGCUCACGCUGCCGCCCGCAUGCCGACCAUCAGCGAAGCUAAAGGCGAUCCUUCCAACGGCGAUGCCGCCCAGUCCCAGGAGAAAAAGGAAGACAAACAAAUGAAAAAUUCCCAACUGAAAGAUAAUUUAGAAGACGACACCAAAGAAAGUGACAAACUCCUUGAAGACGGCAAAGCUGCGGCCGCAUUAAGGGGAAGCCGUACCAGCGUCUCGAAUGGCGAAGCGAGCAACAUGAAGCGCCGUUCGGCUGGCGCCAGUGGCAGUAAAGAUGAUGUGAGCAGCUUAUCGGCUUCCAAGAAGGAUUUGGCCCGCCCGCUGGCCCGUAAAGAUGUCUUCUACACGGGCAGCGUCACCAAUCUGCCAGAAUAUCAGAGCCAGAAAUCACUGGGCUCCUACCGCCAAAGUAUUGUAUCGAUCCCCAAAGCCGUUCAGUCUGGCAAAGCCGGAAAGAAAUCCGGCGGCGGCGGCUGCUGCCGUUGCAUACCGGAAUCGGCGCGUAAAGAAAUUUCCGGCCUUAUGGAUUUCUCCUUGAUGAAAGAUCCCGUCUUCCUCUUCCUCGGCGUCUCCAACGUCUUCGGCAUGUUGGGAUUCUACGUCCCGUUCGUCUACAUCAUCGACGCCGCCACCACCAAAGGUAUCGACGAAGAAACGGCCGCCUUUCUCCUCUCGAUUAUUGGCAUCACCAACACUGUGGGCCGUCUCAUUUCCGGCUACAUCUCCGACUUCCCGGCCGUCGAUUCCCUCUUCGUCACCAACGUUUGUAUCGCCGUGAGUGGAGUGGCCGUUUUCUGUGUGCCAUUCUGCUACGAUUACGUCGGAUUCUGCAUCGCCUCUGGCUGUUUUGGCCUCUUUUCCUCGGCUUUCAUUGCACUUACUUCCAUCGUCCUGGUCGAUUUGCUGGGCAUUGCACAACUCACCAACGCGUUCGGACUUUUGUGUUUGCUGAGAGGCGUCGCCGCCAUUGUCGGACCUCCGCUUGCUGGUUCCGUCUUUGAUAUGACGCAGAGUUACGACGUUCCCUUCUGGUUGGCCGGCAUUUUCCUCUUCAUUUCGUCGGCCAUUUCCUUUAUGGUGCCAUUGGUCCGGCGCUGGGUCAAGCGCAAGGAAGACGCCGAACUUGCUAAAUCAGCAGGUGAAAUGAAACAACUUAAAUCCAGUGAAGGUUCACCACGGGCCGUUCAAACAUAGGCGAUCGAUACAUCCAUCGGUCUAAAUAUUUCAAAUUGGUUUUUUUUUUGUUUUUUGUUUAUUAUUUUUUUGUUUUUAGGUUAAAGUUAAUAUCAGAUUAUAUUAGUCAAUUCUGAACAUGAAAUUCGGAUGAUUUUUAGAUUUCUAUAAAAAAAAAGGCAAAGCUGAAAAUUGACGUAUCAUCCGUCGUCGUGUGGAUCCCUUUAUGUCUAAAGGCUACUCGAUUUUUCUUUUUUCAUUCACAGAAAAAACUUUUGAUAUGAUUCAUUAAAAAAAAAAUAAGACAACACAACCCCAUCAUUUGCAUUUGAUUACCACGUGACGAAUUUAAACCGAACCGACAGGAAACGCCAAAUAAGUGCAGUGCUAGUUGAAACCGGUCUGCGACUUCUUCCUGUACGCAUCUAUUAUCAUCUUGAAAAAAACAAAACAAAAAACAAAUGAAUGACUAAAUAAUUGACUGUUAUGGUUCGCAAUUUCCUCUCUCUCUUCCCCUCUACCAGUCGGCGUGCGACGGUCGUCUAUAAUAUCGCCUCCUUUCUCCGUAUCCUGUUUCAUCCUCUACUAUAAAAUAUGCUGUCAUUGGUCAAUCAAUCCGCAUCAUAUUCAUUUGGAUGUUCUUAUUUAGUGAUCUAUUCUUUUUAUUUUUCAAUCAGCAGCGCAAAAAAUCAUUUGCGAAAUUUUAUUGUUGGCUGUCAUUGUUGGUAGUCGAAGAGAAAAGAUGGAUGUUCCUUCCUGUUUUUGUUUUUUCGCCCGCAAUCAGAGAAAGUGUUGAUGUCAUAUUGUUUCGUCGAAGCGAAAGGGGGAAAAAAGAAAAAAAACGAAAACAAUAUAUUCAUUUCAUUGUCGA